This is a messenger RNA of Phytophthora nicotianae INRA-310, 1388 nucleotides long. RefSeq lists its product as hypothetical. Lineage: Eukaryota; Oomycota; Peronosporomycetes; Peronosporales; Peronosporaceae. The record is from RefSeq and is a predicted model, not a curated record. The transcript has a single exon. Gene Ontology annotation, molecular function: rRNA (adenine) methyltransferase activity. The coding region runs from base 393 to 1241 and encodes 282 amino acids. Gene Ontology annotation, cellular component: nucleolus.
AUCGACAUGGUUACGAGCGCUUCAUUGGUACUGAAGCCCUCGGGAAGCGACACAGAUACGUCCAACACAGUGGAGGAAACGUGCAGCGCGUCGCUCUCCUGGCCCGCUAAGCUCUGUUCCGUGAUCCAAACCUCGUCCUGUGACGGUGCCACGUCGAUUUUCACUUGGAAACCGGGGUCAUGCAUAGUCCAGCGGUCUCUGCGGAACACGUCGCUACUUGGUAAUGCAUUGGCGGCGCGCCAUGCCGCUAGAGAAGAGAGUACGCAGGCCACGAAGCGCAUUAUCAGGUCUGUGAUUGACACGCGACCUACCUUGGUAGUCGCACUUAUGCAACGUAAGGUUUUUAAGUUGCCACAAGAGCAACUUAGUCAAACAGUAAAUGCAUUUUUACCAUGGGCAUCAGCGCUGCGAAUGGCGGCGGUGCUGCGGCGUCGAAGCCGGCGGCCAAGCAGGUGAAGAAGGCCAAAAAGUCCCGCAAGGCACUGCACAUUGCACCUCCGCGCAUGAAGUCGCGACGUAAAGCUCGACAAGUGACCACGAACUUCCAUCGGUUGACGCAUGAGUUGGACCGCCUCAAGCAGCACAAGUCACUGGACGAGUCGCAGAAGCAGCGCAUCGCUGAGAUCAACAGGCAGUUAGAGGAAUUGGGUGGUCGACAGGCCUACCAGGACGCCAGUAUCCUCAGCACAAGCUUCCACCGCACGUCCAAGUGGGUCUUCCAGCUACUAACUCGCUUCGAGCUGCGACCCAAGGCCAAACAACCUCCGUUGCGAGUGUUGGAGGUCGGCGCUAUCAACACGCAGCUGCUGUCAUGUCCCUGGCUGGACGUGCGAGCUAUCGACCUCAACUCUAGACACGAACGCAUCGAACAGCGCGACUUCUUCAGCCUCAAACCUGAGGGCGAGUUCCAGGUUGUCGUGUCCAGUAUGGUGCUUAACUGUGUUCCUGGUGCCGACAAGCGUGGCGAGAUGCUGCGACUCUAUCGGGAACACUUGAAAGAAGGAGGACUGUUGUUCUUGAUGCUGCCGCUACUGUGUCUUCGCCACUCGCAGUUCAUGACGUACGCACGCUUUGCCAAGAUCUUAGAGGCCGUGGGCUUCCGCGUGCGAGAGACCAAAGACUCGCCCAAAGUCGCUUUCCUCUGCUUGGAGCGGAUCGAGACUGUAAAUGAGAACGCUUCGUUCCCACACAAGCUGCUGGUGUCAGGCGACAAGCGCAAUGACUUUAGCGUCGUCAUCUAGAUAGAAAGGAGUGCAACCUGCAUCUGUAUAUCUACUAAUCCGACUACCUACAUCCAAUUGUUUCUAUUGCUGUAACGUUACUUCGCCUCAGCAGCAACAACUGCCUUGAAGUGCUCCAUGCACUCGUCGCGAGUUUUCUCGGGGUUG